Molecule: messenger RNA, 1725 nt
Organism: Fragaria vesca subsp. vesca
Lineage: Eukaryota; Viridiplantae; Streptophyta; Magnoliopsida; Rosales; Rosaceae
Exons: 5
Coding region: 27-1424 (465 amino acids)
Biological process (GO): response to endoplasmic reticulum stress
Source: RefSeq, a predicted model, not a curated record
CUUUGGGUGCAAGCACAGCACAAUGAAUGAGUGUCUAUCGAAACAACUCUUUGGUUGGUUUACCGGCUCCACACUUCGUGUAUGUGAGGAAUGUUACACCUGGAUUACCACUAUUUCUGUUCAACUAUAGUGACAGGAAGCUGUAUGGUAUCUUUGAGGCUACGAGUCAUGGCCAAAUGAACAUUGACCCAAAUGGAUGGACCGCUGAUGGGUCAGGGAGGACCAAAUUUCCUGCUCAGGUUCGGGUGUGUGUUCGGAUGGAGUGCCCACCACUGCUUGAAAGCCGGUAUAAACCAAUACUUGCUGAGAACUACUCCAAUUCACUGCAAUUCCAGUUUGAGCUUGACCAUGAACAGACAGGAAAGCUGCUAUCUCUGCUAGCACCAUUGGCAAUAUCUCGAGGUCAACCAACACAACAUAAUACACUGAUGUGGGAAACAGAUUUUCGAGGUCUUCCAUCAUGUAGUACAAUACAGAAAGCUGAAUUGUGUAAGCCACCCACUUCAGAGGCUGAGAAUCCUACUCCAGUACCCAACUGGGAAACUAAUUUUCCUGCUCUUCCAAGUCAGAAUACAAUACAGAAAGUUGAAUCACUUAAACCACCCACUUCAGAGGCUGAGAAUUUGACUUCUGUAACCACAGUGAAAUGGGAAACAGAGUUUCCUGCUCUUCCACAACGUAAGAGAAUGCAGAAGAAAGCUGUAUCAUGCAGAGCAUCCACUUCUGCAACCUCUACACCACAGAACAGAGCGGAGCUGGAAACUGAUCUUCCACCUCUUCCCUCAAUUAGCACAAAAGAGGAACCUGAAUGGGCUUACCAACUUACUUCAGACGUGAAGCAUAUGAACAGUUCAAGUCUGAAAGGGGAUGCAACGUCUUCUACACCUCAGAAUACAGCGAAGUGGCAAGCUGAUUUUCCAGAUUUUCCCUCACAUAACUCAACACAAGAACCUGAAUGGCUUGAAGCACUUAUUUCAGAGGCUGAGCAUACUUAUCGUUCAAGUCCACAAUUGGAUUCUAUACCUUUAUUUGGAACCUUCAGUCCCUUCCAAGCAGAUGCAAAGAAGGCUGAACAAGAGGAUCUCCAGCUCAUAUACACAAAACUGAAGAAAAUAAAUCUUCAACAUAGUCUCCACAGCAAAUGCCAAAACAUACCUUUGGCUGGAGAUUUUGCAGAUAGUAGGGCAGGGAGUCCAUACUCCCAGUCUGAUCAGAAAAGUGGAGAGAGUCCGUGCUACUUUUCUGCACAGAGUCCUGGAUCCAUGUUCUAUCCGUGGGUCAUUGCUGAGUUGCUUCAAGAGGUGCAAGAGCUGAAGGCGUUUAGGACUGCACAGACUGAGAAGAUCAGCUAUUUGGAGGAUAAGCUGGUGCAGGUGCAGUUUGAAAUUAAACAGUUAAAAGACUUCAUUAUAGAUGGAGCUUGAGCCUACACCAUCCAUAGCAUAUUUGAGAAGGCAGAGAAGGAUUGAAGGAAUGAUCGACUGACAGACAUUGGCGUAACACUCACUGCGAGUUGACAAAUUAAACCACACAGCUGCGAAGUUUCUGGACUCGCCGGUGCAAUUACAAUGACUGAACUAGUCAUGUUUUGUGGUCUGUAUAUUGACUAAACCCUUCAAGGAAAGCUUAGAGUUGUUAAAGUUAGCAAGAUGACUGAUGUUUAGACUAGCUACAAGAUGAUGGCGAAAAUUUACCUUUAUAUGCUAUGACAAAUUAAAAUGCAUG